This is a messenger RNA of Zalophus californianus (California sea lion), 2529 nucleotides long. RefSeq names its product solute carrier organic anion transporter family member 2A1 (gene SLCO2A1). Gene Ontology annotation, molecular function: prostaglandin transmembrane transporter activity; protein binding. The transcript has 14 exons. Gene Ontology annotation, biological process: sodium-independent organic anion transport; transmembrane transport; prostaglandin transport. Gene Ontology annotation, cellular component: membrane. The record is from RefSeq and is a predicted model, not a curated record. NCBI's taxonomy places the organism in Eukaryota, Metazoa, Chordata, Mammalia, Carnivora, Otariidae. Bases 379 to 2313 code for a protein of 644 amino acids.
GUCCAAGCCGGGCUCCGGGAGCAGAGACGACCCCGGGCGCGGGGCGAGGUCACGCGCGGCCGGCCGCCGCGUCACACCUGUCUGAGGGGGCGGCCGCGGCGGGGGGGGGGCGGGGGCUCGCAGCGCCUUCGACAGCCGAGGAGAAGAGGGAGGAGGGAGAGCGCGUUUCAUCAUCGGCGACGGCGGCGGCCACUUAUAAAACUUCUGGGCGCGCACUCUCGCUCGCGCAGUCUCCGCGCUGCGAACCUCCUCCGGCGGCCGCGGCCGCUCUCACCAGCCACCGGCGCGGCCGCUCCAGCCCGAGGCGCCCGGCCCCUGCUCGCCCCGCCGCCCGCCCGGGCCCUGCCGCCGUCCCGCCGCUGCUGCCGUCCCGCCACCAUGGGGCUCUGGCCCGAGCCCGGCGCGCGCCGGGGCAGCGACGCCUCUUCUGGCCGAGCCGGCCGCUGUCCCCGCUCUGUCUUCAGCAACAUUAAGGUGUUCGUGCUCUGCCAAGGCCUCCUGCAGCUCUGUCAGCUCCUGUACAGCGCCUACUUCAAGAGCAGCCUCACCACCAUCGAGAAGCGCUUUGGCCUCUCCAGUUCCUCCUCGGGUCUCAUUUCCAGCUUGAAUGAGAUCAGCAACGCCAUCCUCAUCAUCUUUGUCAGCUACUUUGGGAGCCGGGUGCACCGUCCACGGCUGAUUGGCAUUGGGGGUCUCCUCCUAGCUUUGGGUGCCUUCGUCCUCACCCUCCCACAUUUCCUCUCAGAGCCCUACCAGUACACCGUGGCCAGCAUUGGGAACAACAGCGUCUUCCAAGCCGAGCUCUGUCAGAAGCACUGGCAGGACCUGCCCCCCAGCAAGUGCCACAGCACCACCCAGGACUCCCGGAAGGAGACCAGCAGCAUGUGGGCUCUCAUGGUGGUCGCCCAGCUGCUGGCAGGUGUCGGGACGGUGCCCAUUCAGCCAUUUGGAAUCUCCUAUGUGGACGACUUCUCUGAGCCCAACAACUCACCCCUGUACAUCUCCAUCUUAUUUGCCAUCUCUGUAUUCGGACCGGCCUUCGGGUACCUGCUGGGCUCCGUCAUGCUGCAGAUCUUCGUGGACUAUGGCAGAGUGGACCCAGCUGCCGUUAACCUGAGCCCUGGAGACCCCCGGUGGAUUGGAGCCUGGUGGCUGGGCCUGCUCAUCUCUUCAGCGUCCUUGGUUCUCACCUCUUUCCCCUUUUUUUUCUUUCCUCGAACAAUGCUCAGGGAAGUGGAGAGGUCUCCAGCUAUAGUGGAUGAGGCAAGGAAGAUGGACGAGGUCAAGCCAAGAAGCUCCCUGGUGGAUUUCAUUAAAUGCUUUCCCCACAUCUUCCUGAGGCUGCUGAUGAACCCACUCUUCAUGCUGGUGGUCCUGGCCCAGUGCACCUUCUCCUCUGUCAUUGCUGGCCUCUCCACAUUCCUCAACAAGUUCCUGGAGAAGCAGUAUGGCGCCUCUGCUGCCUAUGCCAACUUCCUCAUCGGUGCUGUGAACCUUCCUGCUGCAGCACUGGGGAUGCUGUUUGGAGGAAUCCUCAUGAAGCGUUUUGUUUUCUCUCUGCAAACCAUUCCCCGCGUGGCUGCCACCAUCAUCACCAUCUCCAUGGUCCUCUGCGCCCCUCUCUUCUUCAUGGGAUGUUCCACCCCCACUGUAGCAGAGGUCUAUCCCCCCAGGACAUCAAGUUCUAUACAUCCGCAGCUUCCUGCCUGCCGCAGGCACUGCCUGUGCCCAGACUCCAUCUUCCACCCAGUGUGCGGAGACAAUGGAGUAGAGUACCUCUCACCCUGCCAUGCUGGCUGCAGCGACGUCAACAUCAGCUCUGUGGCCUCCAGGCAGCUGAUGUAUCUGAACUGCAGCUGUGUGACCGGGGCGUCCGCUUCAGCCAAGUCGGGAUCGUGCCCCAUCCCCUGUGCCCACUUCCUGCUGCCGGCCAUCUUCCUCAUCUCCUUCGUGGCCCUCAUUGCCUGCAUCUCUCACAACCCACUCUACAUGAUGGUUCUGCGCGUGGUGAACCAGGAGGAAAAGUCAUUUGCCAUCGGGGUGCAGUUCUUGCUGAUGCGCCUGCUGGCCUGGCUGCCAUCUCCAGCCCUCUACGGCCUCACCAUCGACUACUCCUGCAUCAGGUGGAGCUUGCAGUGCUCGGGGAGGCGUGGGGCCUGUGCCUACUAUGACAAUGACGCUCUCCGAGACAGGUACCUGGGCCUGCAGGUGGGCUACAAGGCGCUGGGUGCACUGCUGCUCUUGUUCAUCAGCUGGCGGGUGAAGAAGAACAAGGAGUACAACGUGCAGGAGAAGGCUGCGGGCCUCAUCUGACCCCUGACCCUCGGCCCAGACACUGCCCUGUUCCAGAAAGUGGAUCCUGCCCCUCCACGCCUGCCUGUAUUUACUAAUGUUAACACAUCAUUUCAUCAUUUCCAUUUUGUUUUCUAAAUAAGAGAAAACCCCAGUCACCAUUUGCCCUCCCUGCCUCCGCCCCCACCCCAGGAUUCCUUAGGUCCACACUGUGUACCUGGGCUGGGUGGGUACUGA